AUGAUUUUGAAGAAUACCGGAGAGUAUAGUAGAUUGUCGAUUGCACAAUUCAUUGAGAAACUUGAGGGACAAGAUCUUGAACAACAAAAGAUUGCUAGAAUGAACAAUUCAAGCGGUCAACAAUACAUCAAGAUGUACUACAAAGUCUCUCAACAACAGCUUCAACAACAACCAUCAUCAUCCAAUGCUAAUCAGAUUGAAGAUGGAAAGAAGAAAGCUUAUCUAGUUAAUCAAUAUGAUGAAAGAGUGCCAGAAGAUGAUGAGAAAAGUCAAGAUGGAGAAUCUGUUUCUUCAGAGAAUAGUUUAGAGAAGAGACAAGUCUUUGAUCAAUCAUCAACUGAUAGUAGUGAUGAUGAGGAAGAAAUUAACCAAAUUAACAUUGAUAAAUUGGAGAAACGAAAGGAGAAGCGAGCAGCAAAAGAUCAGAAAAAGGUAAAAUGCAAGAAUGUUGCUCAGGAAGAGAAGUCUGAACAAAGUGAAGAAGUUAAAGUUGCUGAGAAGACCCGAAAUCCAAAAAGCGGAGUGAGUGAGGUGCCUAUAAUCAAAAACGCCCUAAAAGAGUAUUGUAAGACAUGCCGCCAUAAAUCUUUUCCACACUUGGCAUCAUGGGAGGUUGCGAGACAUCACCCGAAGUGGGUACCUGUUACAUUGGUCGACAUGGAUGGGCCGACGGCUCCAAAGAAAAGAGGAGGUUCCAAAAGAUUAAAAACUUCUGAGUCUGGGAACUACACUACUUCUGAGUCCAGCAACAUGCCCGAAAUGAAUCUGAACGACCAACCCGAUGACGAACCCGAACGAGAUGAUACACCCACAAGGCCGCAUCGCAAGAAAAGUGGUGAUUCGUCAAGCAGAGGAAAGAAAGCGGUGGCGGACUCCAUCACCGAAUUCAAAGCGGCUAGGUUGGCGGAAAUGGCCGAAGCCAAAGAAAGAAAAGAAAAACUUGCGGCUUCAAAACUUAAACAUGAUGAUGCGUAUAUUAAACACUUGACCAAAACGAAAAAAAAUGAAAUUGGUCUUACCUACAUAUUUGCUACAAAAAAAUUUGUGCAAAAUAAACUUGUCGAAAAUCAGGAAAUCCGUAGCAACUAG
Helianthus annuus (common sunflower) is the source of this 1089-nucleotide messenger RNA. Its product is annotated as corepressor interacting with RBPJ 1-like. The transcript has 7 exons. NCBI's taxonomy places the organism in Eukaryota, Viridiplantae, Streptophyta, Magnoliopsida, Asterales, Asteraceae. The record is from RefSeq and is a predicted model, not a curated record. The coding region runs from base 1 to 1089 and encodes 362 amino acids.